UCCCUGGGGCCGCCCCCUCCCUGGAAGGAUGCGCUUCUGACAACCAACCAGGCAGCCACGGAGAGCCCUUCGCGCCACUCGCUCGCCUGCCUCCGAGGUGCCAGAGCCAAGGCGGAGGACAAGCUGAAGGAGUUUAGAGUCGCUCUCCUUCCCAGCCAGCCGGGAGAGGAUUGGGAACACGCGCGGGGCGGGGGACCCCCGAGAUCCCUCUGCCUUCUCCUGAUCGUGAGAACGCCGCCGCCCAGACCUGCCCUGGAGAGCAGGGGAUGCAGCCCGCCGGACCACUCGCCCUCUAGGACUCCAUGGUGGACAUGGGCAGAGCUCUGACAAACACCCUGGUGCUGUCCAUGGUGCUGGGCUGUUCGGCUGUCCUCAUGGAUACUUUGUUGCCAAGCCCCGACGAACCAGUGGUCAACGUGGCGGUGGUUUUCGGAGGAUCUUCAUACCCUCUCCACAUCCGCAGCCGGCUGACGCACCAAAGCUUCUUGGACAUGCCUCUAGAGAUUCAUCCCGUCACCGUGGUAGUGAAUGACACCAAUCCCAGCACUCUCCUGACCCAGAUCUGCGAUAUGCUCUCCAGCACAAAGAUCCAUGGGAUUGUCUUUGAGGACAACAUCGGCACGGAAGCUGUGGCACAGAUUCUUGACUUCAUCUCAUCCCAGACUCACAUACCCAUCAUUAGUAUCAGUGGAGGAUCUGCUGUGGUCCUGACACCCAAGGAGCCUGGCUCUGCUUUUCUACAGCUGGGUGUCUCCAUCGAACAGCAGAUCCAGGUGAUCUUCAAAGUUCUGGAGGAAUAUGACUGGAGCUCCUUUGCUGUUAUCACCAGCCUAUAUCCCGGAUACAGUGUCUUCCUGGAUGUGAUACGUUCCUUCACCGAUGCCAGCUAUUUUGGCUGGGAGAUCCAGGACAUCCUGACCUUUGAGAUGAGCCCAGAUGACAGCAACUCCAAAAUUCAGAGGUUGCUGCGUCAGUUAGAUGCACAAGUGAUUAUUGUGUACUGCUCCCGAGAGGAGGCAGAAUACCUCUUCCAGAUGGCAGAGCAGGCGGGCUUGAUUGGACCUGGCUAUGUCUGGAUUGUGCCUAGUCUGACGGUGGGCAACAUGGAUGUCCCACCCCUCUCUUUCCCCAUUGGCCUCAUCAGCAUAGUCACAGAGAGCUGGAAAAUGAGCCUGAGGCAAAAGGUCCGGGAUGGUGUGGCUAUCAUUGCCCUCGGAGCAGAGAGCUAUUUCAAGACCCACGGCUACCUCCCCAUGGUGGGCAGAGACUGCAGCAGCAAGAACCCUUCAAGUGUGCCCACAAACAACACUUUCUACAGGCAUUUGCUCAAUGUGACCUGGGAACACAGGGAUUUCUCCUUCAACGAAGGCGGCUACUUGGUGAGACCCACCAUGGUGGUGAUUUCGCUGAACCGACACAGGCUCUGGGAGAUGGUGGGGAAAUGGGAGAAAGGGAUCAUCCACAUGAAGUACCCAGUGUGGCCACGCUACGGAUCCUUCCUGCAGCCCAUGGCAGACAAUCGCCACCUCACAGUAGCCACCCUUGAGGAAAGGCCCUUCGUGAUUGUGGAGAAGACAGACCCAACCACUGGUGUGUGCGUCCGCAAUACUGUCCCCUGCCGGAAGCAGACCAAUACCACGGAAAGUGGGGAUGAACCUAUGGACCCCUAUACCAAGCUUUGCUGCAAAGGCUUUUGUAUUGAUAUCCUCAAGAAGCUAGCCAAGACGGUCAAAUUCUCCUACGAUCUCUACCUGGUGACAAAUGGGAAACAUGGGAAAAUAGUAGAUGGCUUCUGGAACGGCAUGAUUGGUGAGGUGUAUUACAAGCGAGCAGACAUGGCCAUUGGGUCUCUCACCAUCAAUGAGGAGCGCUCACAAAUUGUAGAUUUCUCCGUGCCCUUUGUGGAGACUGGGAUCAGUGUCAUGGUAGCCAGAAGCAACGGGACCGUCUCACCCUCUGCUUUUCUAGAACCCUACAGUCCGGCUGUGUGGGUGAUGAUGUUUGUGAUGUGUCUCACUGUCGUUGCUAUCACGGUCUUCAUGUUUGAAUAUUUCAGCCCUGUUGGCUACAACCAGAAUUUAACCAGUGGCAAAAAAUCCGGGGGACCUUCCUUCACUAUUGGCAAGUCAGUCUGGCUGCUGUGGGCUCUGGUUUUUAACAAUUCCGUCCCCAUUGAAAACCCCAAAGGAACUACCAGCAAGAUCAUGGUGCUCAUCUGGGCUUUCUUUGCUGUCAUCUUCCUGGCCAGCUACACUGCUAACUUGGCAGCAUUCAUGAUCCAGGAGCAAUAUAUUGAUACUGUCUCUGGGCUGAGCGAUAAGAAGUUCCAGAGGCCCCAGGAGCAGUAUCCCCCAUUCCGGUUUGGAACAGUUCCCAACGGCAGCACAGAGCGGAACAUUCGGAGCAACUACCAUGAUAUGCACUCCCACAUGGUGAAAUACAACCAGCGCUCAGUGGAGGAUGCCCUAAUCAGCCUCAAAAUGGGAAAGCUGGACGCUUUUAUAUAUGAUGCUGCAGUGCUCAACUACAUGGCAGGCAAGGAUGAAGGUUGCAAGCUGGUCACCAUUGGCAGUGGAAAGGUCUUUGCCACCACUGGCUAUGGCAUUGCCCUCCAGAAGGACUCCAGGUGGAAGAGGCCCAUUGAUCUAGCCCUGCUGCAGUUCUUGGGAGAUGGUGAAACCCAGAAGCUGGAAACGGUCUGGUUGUCAGGCAUCUGCCAAAAUGAAAAGAACGAGGUGAUGAGCAGCAAGCUUGAUAUUGACAACAUGGCGGGAGUAUUCUACAUGCUGCUGGUGGCCAUGGGGCUGAGCCUGCUAGUCUUUGCCUGGGAACACCUGGUGUAUUGGAAGCUGCGACAUUCUGUCCCUAAGUCGAACAAGCUUGAUUUCCUUCUGGCUAUAAGCAGGGGCAUUUAUAGCUGUUUUAAUGGAGUCCAGAAUCUGGAGAGUCCCGUCCGCGUUCACAAACCGGAUGUCACUGCUAACUCUGCUCAAGCCAAUGUGCUGAAGAUGCUGCAGGCUGCCAAGAACAUGGUGUCAACAGCCAGUGUUGGGAACUCACUGGAGAAUGCUACCCGCACCAUUGAGAACUGGUCUAACAGGAGUGAAAACCUCCAAACCACCUUCUCCUUAAGGCCUCCUCAGCUUGUGGUUCAAAACACCAGUGGGCCUAACAGGACAGCUCAUUCCUCCAGUGCAGCAGCAACAGCCACUGAGAAGCUUGGGAGGCCGAUUCCACCAUCGCUUCCUGAACCCCAUCAAACCUUGGUGCCAGCCAGCGAAAACUGGAGGGGGACAGUUGAGCAACCACAGAUACUUCAUCCGCUGAAGUUCCGAGGCAGCUAUUCUGAGGAUAAGGUCCUUCCAGGUUCCAUCGUGAACAGCUCCCCACACUAUCCUCAGACGCAUUUCAGAAACCACGUGCCACUCGGAAACCACCUUAGUGCUGCUCCCCACUCCCCAAUAAGGUCUCCUAGAGAGAUUCCUCCACCUGAGCAUAAGCUCCCUGUGGCCAGAGGGCAUGGGAAAGAAAGGUUCCAUCAGAACGUUCACCUGGUGUACGGAGAAGGUGGCCAUGACCGUUCAGCCCAGGUUGCAAGGCUGGUUUCCACUCCUGAGAAGCGAAAGGAGUUGGAAAUCCCCUUCUUGCCUCAUGCCUGUGUGCAUAAUUCCUUCCCCAAAGCUGACAGGACUUGCAGACCCUUUGCAUAUAAAGAACCUGACCCAGUAGAGCUAAGGAGAGAGAAGCAGAACCAUAGAGCUAAGCCUUCCAGGUCAGCCUGGGAGCAGCACGAGAGACCCCAGUCUCUAGGCAUCUGGAAGCACCAUGGGAAGUCCCCUGCCUGUGGGGAUGUGCCAGACCUCUUCCCCAAAGCUGGCCUGGCACCAAAACCAACAACAGUGCCUGGAAUCCAUCAUGGAAUCCAUCACUAUCCCCCCAAUGCCCUUAGACCAAGCUAUAAAUGCAGUAGGAAGUAUGUGGAAGCCAAUGGUUUACCUUGGAAGGACCAACGGCUGCUGCCUUCACAAUCCACAAAGCUCCCCUCGUACCGAGAGGCCUGCCUACAGAACACCUCAGGCAUGCACAGGGCUUCUUCCACAGUGGUGCACAAGCAGUAUGCCUACCUGAACUCUUACACAAAUCUGCCUAUUUACUGGGGGCGCCUUUACCAGGGCUCUCCUCAACUGUGUGGACAGUCCAGUGCUGCUCAGCACUGCUUCACUCGCACUCCCUGGUCCCCUUGCAGCAGGGAUUUCUUGGUCCACGAGGAUGGUCAGAGAACCAUGUACUUUGGUAGCACAUACAGAGACUGCAGGGACCGGAGCCAAGUGGAUCCAACAUUUCUUCAGAUGGUCAAUACUGAGAGCAGGGACUUCCUGACAACCCAGAGGAUGCACAGCCCUUAUGCAGCACGAUCGUGGAGGCGUAUAUCUAGCCUAGAGUCUGAAGUCUGACCAUGGAAAGGGGAGGCAGUGAUGCUAGGGCCUGUUGUUCCUUGAGUUGUACCUGCUAUUGUUCACAUAUGUUGGAGACCACUCAUUUGGGGCCAACCCUAGGAAAUGACCUCAAUACGGGCAAGUGACAGACCUUCCAAAUGACCAGCCUGCUUCUCCUUACUAAGCUGGUAUCAACAGAAAGACCUUGCGUCUCUUCUGCACUGACCUGGAUCCAUGUGAGAGCAAGUGACCUUUCUCCUUCAUCAUCUAUGGAUGGACCCAUGAACGAAGGAGCAGCAGCAGUUGAAGGCACUUUAAGGACUGAAUUCCAAAGUCUUCCAUUGCACUGGGACACUCAUCACGUGCAAGCAGACCGUCUUGGUGGUGAUUCACUGUCAGUCAUGCUGCCUCUGUGGAUAGCUUAAGAAGCAUCAGUUCCAAUGUCAACCAUUCACAUUUCCGUGCCACUUAUCUUUCAGAGCAUGCUGUCUGUGACACAGCUGGAGUCGCCCAACGGCCUCCGAAUAAAGAUUAAGACUACCUUGCUUUCCCAUAUGCACUGAUAUUAAUGGGGACUGUAUAAAGGACUUGCAGGCACAUAGUAGGAUAUUUUUAGUGUUUUACAUUACUUUCUGGUUCCUCGUAAAAAGCUCAAAAUGCCAAAACAGAGGUUAUUAAAGACACACUUCUUAAAAUGUAUCCACUCCC
Messenger RNA from Elgaria multicarinata webbii, 5144 nucleotides. It is a transcript of the gene GRIN2C, whose product is annotated as glutamate ionotropic receptor NMDA type subunit 2C. The transcript is spliced from 13 exons. Gene Ontology annotation, cellular component: NMDA selective glutamate receptor complex; plasma membrane. Gene Ontology annotation, molecular function: NMDA glutamate receptor activity. Lineage: Eukaryota; Metazoa; Chordata; Lepidosauria; Squamata; Anguidae. Bases 303 to 4454 code for a protein of 1383 amino acids. The record is from RefSeq and is a predicted model, not a curated record. Gene Ontology annotation, biological process: long-term synaptic potentiation; monoatomic ion transport; excitatory postsynaptic potential.